CUUCUGUCAAAGUGUGGAAUGCAACAAAUUCUUAUUUGAAUUUUAUGAUUUACAAACAAACUUUCAUGUACCACUUUAUUUAUAUUUUUAACAAUAAUAGUUACUUAUACAUUGAAGUACUAUUAAAUAAUAAAUGAUUUAUAAGCAGGCUAUCAACCCACGUAGCAGUAUAGUAAUAAAUAUGUUUAUAAAUAAGAUGAAAACUAACAGAUUGUGGUUAUGUGUGAGGUUAAAACAUAAAGUAAAUAAACAGAAUGAAGAGAUACAAACUGAAAAAAGUACUAAAAGUGCGCCUGACGUGAUGAGUUAUCUAGAAAGUAAUGAGGAAUAUAAAGAUAUUAUUCCAAUUUUGCCAAAGGCACUUUUAAAGAAGUACAAAACACCUGAUAGAAUGUACAUAAUCAAUAAAAAUACGGCCAGAGAUAUUGCUGAUACUAUUAAAGAUCACUUUGAAAAACAUGCACCAAUAGUUGAAGUUAAUCCUGGGUUAGGAUUCUUAACAGAUGCAAUCUUGCAGUGCCAGACGAAUCCAGUUCAUCUAUAUGAAUCUUCCAACUACUUUAGCAGUUUUUUAAAUGAUUUAAAACAAAAAUAUCCUGAAAGGAUCAAAUACAAAAAUGCAGAUUUUUUUGGAAUGUGGAAAUUAGCUUUUCAAGAUAAAAUGGACGAUGGAAACAGAAUCAAAGAAUUAUUAGGAGACUUGGCAACUGAAAACACAGGAAGAAAACUAAAAAUAGUUGGAGCUAUGCCUGGAUUGUCAUUUGUAAGACACCUUAUUAAUACCAUUGUUUUCCACAACACAACCAAUCAACUUGGGAGGCCAGAUUUAUUUAUAAUUAUACCAGUUCAUCACUAUGAGUUUCUUACAGAUUCUUUAGUGGAGUUUGGGAAACACAAAUCGGUACCAUCCUUAUUUCAAACUCUUUUUUAUUCUAGAGUACUAAAAAAAGUACCCAAAGCACACUUUUUACCAUGGAUUUAUCCUUUGAGCAAAAAGGUUUCUGUGAUAGAUGAUCACUUCUUAUAUUUAGUAAAUAUAACACAAAAAGAAACCCUUCCUUGUCCACCCGAUUACCUACCAUUAUUAUGGUAUUUUUUCAAGCCCCAAACUUUCUCAAAGACAUCAAGAGUAAUUCCUGUGCUAGAACAAUGGAUACCAGGCUGCGGUGUUUGGCUCAUAACUGGUCAAGAUCCACCAGAUAUUAAUAAGGAUAUAGCACCAGGGCCCAAUGAUGCAAAACUACCCCAUAUGACAAUCUUUACCCAGUUUGGUGACUUGACAUUACAACAAAAAAUCACUGUUUUUAAAAGAUUCGUAUCUUGGCCAGAAUUUGAACAAUGCCCAUUUAGGGCAGCUAUAGAAAACAAUUUACCCAAGUUUGCUGUCCCUUUGGAUGCUGAAAUUAAAAGCAGCUUGGAAUCAAAUAUUGACGAACUCGAACACUCGGAUUCCGAAACUGAUCACGAGACUGUAUAGGAAUAAUAAUUAAUAUUGUAAUAAAUAAACUAUCGGAAGA
Zerene cesonia (dogface butterfly) is the source of this 1517-nucleotide messenger RNA. It is a transcript of the gene mtTFB2, whose product is annotated as dimethyladenosine transferase 2, mitochondrial. The record is from RefSeq and is a predicted model, not a curated record. Gene Ontology annotation, biological process: transcription initiation at mitochondrial promoter; rRNA methylation. Gene Ontology annotation, molecular function: rRNA (adenine-N6,N6-)-dimethyltransferase activity; mitochondrial transcription factor activity. Gene Ontology annotation, cellular component: mitochondrial matrix. Bases 134 to 1477 code for a protein of 447 amino acids. The transcript is spliced from 7 exons. Lineage: Eukaryota; Metazoa; Arthropoda; Insecta; Lepidoptera; Pieridae.